This is a messenger RNA of Cynara cardunculus var. scolymus (artichoke), 1161 nucleotides long. RefSeq names its product LEAF RUST 10 DISEASE-RESISTANCE LOCUS RECEPTOR-LIKE PROTEIN KINASE-like 2.7. The transcript has 3 exons. NCBI's taxonomy places the organism in Eukaryota, Viridiplantae, Streptophyta, Magnoliopsida, Asterales, Asteraceae. Gene Ontology annotation, molecular function: polysaccharide binding. The record is from RefSeq and is a predicted model, not a curated record. Bases 1 to 912 code for a protein of 303 amino acids.
AUGUCUGCAAGAAGCUUAUGGGUAUGGCCAUGGCCAUGGCUACUUCUCAACAUCCUCCUCUUUCUCCCUAAAAUACCCUCAUCCCAUCUACCCCCACCUGUCCCUACCUGCAGGGACAAAUGUGGAAAUCUCACCAUCAAAUACCCAUUCGGGUCGGACUUUGGCUGUGGCCAUCCAGACUUUGCUAGGUACAUAAAAUGCACCUCCGGCGAGCUCCGAUUCUCCUCCGGCACCGGAAAGUACACCGUUUCGACCAUAGAUUACACCACUUCCACCCUUGUCCUCACUGAUCUCUUCAUGUCAACUUGUUCUUCCAUGCAGAAUUCCGGCAGCUUUCGCCUGGAUAGGGCCAGCCCGUUUACCUUAUCGUCGCAAGAUAUCUUUAUUCUACUCGGGUGCUCCAGGACGUCACCCGUGUUCGACCCGGAUGAGGAUUUGUGCGAUUCGGGUUCGGGCUUGCAUCUUUGUAGGGGGUUGUAUUCUUGUGAAGGGGUUACUGGCAUUGGGUUGAAACCAAAUGGGCCUAUUUCUAGUUGUUGUGUUUAUCAGCCCAUGAUUGAUCUUGGGCCGGGUUACUGGUUGGAUCUACCGAAGCUACAAUGCUCGUCUUAUGCUUCGAUGUACGGGUUUGGUGGCGACGAGACCGACCCAAUGAAAUGGCAAUUUGGUAUUUCUUUGGAAUAUAACGAUUCAUAUUAUACUGAAACGUGUAAGAAUUGUGAAGCGAGUGGUGGGUUUUGCGGGUUUGCUGGUAUGACCCAAUCUUUUUCUUGCAUUUGUCGCGGUGGUGGGAAUUCCACGACUACUUGCUUUGGUCACCGGUACGCUUGGAAUGGGACAUGGAGACACAAAGUUCAAACGAAGAUGAGUUUUGGAGGAUUUUUGCUAUUUUGGAUUAUUAUCUCCCUUUGAAAUUGGUGGGGAGUUGGUUAUUAUCUACGUUUUGGGUACAUGAUAAAUUUAUGUACAUUGUAUCCUUGAAACUUUAUCAGAUAUAUUGAGUUUAUCUGGUUUGGUUCUUAGAUUCAAGAGCAAUCGAGUAACAAAUAUCUGAAUUAUAAUGACAUCUCUUUGAUCAGCGUAUGUACUUGUCUACUUGAGAAUAUUUCAUUUGUUUAGUUUGGAUAUCGAAUGAUGAUGGUACAGUCUGAUUCAUAUAUU